AUGCCACCCACCCGCACCACCCCCUUCACCUCCACCUCCACCUCCACCUCCACCACCCCCCCCACCACCGCCACCGCCACCCGCGCCAGCACCCGCCCCCCCUGGUCCACCACCACCGCCUGGUCCACCCUGCACGCCACCCACCACCUCACCCCCUGGGGCCACCGCACCACGCGCUACCACACCGCGCUCUCCAAGAAGCUCUACCUGCGCUUCGGGCUGCACAACGCCGGGCUGGCCAGCGGCUUCUGGCGCGAGUGGGCGGCGGGCUGCAUCGUGGCGCAGUGCGACGAGGGCGUGUUUAUGUUCAGCCACGACUUUGGCUAUGCGUGUCUUGUGGCGGUGGGGUUUGGGAAGGCGGUGGGGAUUAUACGCGGGGCCAGGGAUGAGCAGAUGGAGGGUGCGUGGAGGAGGAUGGGGGGGGUGUAUGAUGCGGGGGCGGAGGGGCAGUGGCCGGGUGAUGGGGGGGAUGGGGAGGAGGAGGAGGGGGGGAAGUAG
Morchella sextelata is the source of this 498-nucleotide messenger RNA. RefSeq lists its product as uncharacterized. NCBI's taxonomy places the organism in Eukaryota, Fungi, Ascomycota, Pezizomycetes, Pezizales, Morchellaceae. The record is from RefSeq and is a predicted model, not a curated record. The coding region runs from base 1 to 498 and encodes 165 amino acids. The transcript has a single exon.